Molecule: messenger RNA, 713 nt
Organism: Triticum aestivum (bread wheat)
Lineage: Eukaryota; Viridiplantae; Streptophyta; Magnoliopsida; Poales; Poaceae
Product: probable E3 ubiquitin-protein ligase ATL44
Exons: 1
Coding region: 31-630 (199 amino acids)
Source: RefSeq, a predicted model, not a curated record
GUCAAAUCUAGUUCUUACUUCAGCGACACCAUGCGCGCCCCGGCGAGAGUCCUGCACCGCGCGGCCGCCCUUAUCGCUGCCGGUACUGGAGAGGCCUCGUCGUCGUCGCCUGCCUCAACACAGCCACCACCGGAGCAGGCGGCGCCGAUGGCGUUGGACUCGGACAUGACGGUCAUCCUGGCAUCGCUGCUGUGCGCGCUCGUCUGCGUCCUUGGACUCGCACUCGCCUCCCGGUGUGCAUGCCGACACCGACGCUCCAGCUCCACUUCCUCCUCUAACCCACCCCAAAAGGGCCUCAAGAAGAAGGCAAUCGACGCGCUCCCCACCGUCUCCUUUGCCGCCGCAGCGUCACCACAGCCGGCAGCAACGGAGUGUGCGAUAUGCCUGGCCGAGUUCGCAGAGGGGGAGGGCGUGCGCGUUCUCCCGCGGUGCUGCCACACCUUCCACGUUGUUUGCGUCGACGCUUGGCUCCGCACAUGCGCCACCUGCCCCUCUUGCCGCGCCUCCAUCGUUGCUGCUCCAGCCCCUGCACCCACGGUGGUGGUCGUAGUGGUAGGGAACAACAGGUGCGGGAGGUGCGGCGAGGCGGCGGCGCCGGCUGGUGGUGGGGACAUCACAUUCUUGCCUUAAUCAGUUAGGCUAUUGUAAUUAAUUAAAGUUUUCUUUGGUUAGUCGAGUAUCUAUCAUCAGCUAGUAAUUAAUUACUUGAGUUG